UUAAAGAUGGCGCCUUCCCACGUCCUCAGAUGCUGUCAGCGGGGUCUGGCUUGGAUACCGGUUAUAUUUAUCGCUUUAGUCGUGUGCUGGUCGUAUUAUGCCUACGUUGUGGAGUUGUGUGUGUUCACUGUGCCGAGUCUGGGAGAAAAAGUCAUCUACUUGGUGGUUUUUCACCUCUUCUUCAUCCUGUUUGUUUGGUCUUAUUGGAAGACCAUCUUCACCAAACCAGCAAAUCCAUCCAAAGAGUUCUGUUUACCCAAAGCUGAGAAGGAGCUUUAUGAGAAAGAAGAACGCCCAGAGACUCAGCAGGAGAUCCUGAAACGAGUUGCGAGCAGCCUGCCGCUGUACACACGCACUGGUGCUGGAGCUAUUCGUUACUGUGACCGCUGCCAGGUGAUCAAACCCGACCGGUGCCACCACUGUUCCGCCUGUGACAUGUGUGUGUUGAAGAUGGAUCAUCACUGCCCGUGGGUAAACAACUGUGUAGGUUUCUCUAAUUACAAGUUCUUCAUCCUGUUCCUGGCCUACUCGCUGCUCUACUGCAUGUUCAUCGCUGCCACAGUGCUGCAGUACUUCAUCAAGUUCUGGACACUUUGCCGGAGGAAAUCAGCAGAGAAUUGUCCGAAGAGCGAGCUGCCCGACUCUCAUGCCAAAUUCCACGUCUUGUUUCUUUUUUUUGUGGCGGCAAUGUUCUGCAUCAGCAUCCUCUCUCUCUUCACUUACCACCUGUGGCUCGUAGCAAAGAACAGAUCCACGAUAGAGGCUUUCCGAGCACCUGUCUUCAGGAACGGCCCAGAUAAAAAUGGGUUCUCUCUAGGUUUCAGCAAGAACAUCGCUCAGGUGUUCGGAGACCAGAAGAAGUUCUGGCUGCUGCCAGUAUUCACCAGUCAGGGAGACGGUCUCACGUUUCCAACUCGGCUGGUGGCCACAGAUCCGGAGCAACCAACAGAAACCAUACAUCCAGAUCACCUGAGCCAAAGUGUUGAGGGAGAACAGUGUGGUCCUCUCAGUGAGUCUCAGAAACAUCUGCUCAAUAACGACCUCCUGGACGAUCACAAAGCAGCUGUUAAGUCCGAUGAAAAUGACACCAUCACGGUUUCCAUGGAGUGCGAGUCCUAGCCAGGGUUCGUCAAUAAAAAACCUCCGGAGGAGAAACACAGCCAUCAAACGUGAUGCCUUAAACAACUCCAUCACCUCUGCAGCAGCUCCCCGUCCUCGUGCGUGCUUGCGUGUGUUCGCUCGACGUCUAACGUUCAGAGAAAUUCGCAUCCUGAUCUUUAAUCUUUUUCUUUCCUUCUUCUUCUCCUUUCUCAAAGCAGUUGCAGGUUUUAUCUCGGAUUAAUGGUGCGAUUAAUAUCAAACCAUUUGUUGUUUACCAGAAAUAACAAGCACUACUAUCACUGGGGGCAUCUGGGUUCCCCACCGGUGUCUGAUCUGAUGUUUACAAAGCCAGGACUGAUCCUUCCUGAUCCUUUCAUCUUCUCCUUUUUUUCGGAUCGUGAACAUAGAAACGUGUUUCGAUCCAGCUGUUGACUAUUUCAUUAUUAUUAUUAUUAUUAUUACUACCGCGAUUAGCGGUUUGUUGCGUGAGGUCACAUGAUCGCACGAAGGAUCACGCGUUUGGAAUUCUGGAUGAAAUUAGGUUAUAAAUCUAAUACAUUUAACACAUUAAACUUUUCAUAACAAUAUUAAAGCAGACGCACUUUCGGGCGGAGAAGGUGGGAACGUUCGACCAUUUUCAGGAUCACGUGUAUUUUAGUAUUUUUUUAAUUUUUAUUCUUUAACAGUGUUGAUUACAUUUCUGUGGUAUUGAUUAUUCAAAUCUUUUAUUAUAUCGUUUUUGUUAUUAUUGUAAUGGAAUCUCUAGUGUGAUUUAUGGAAUUAUUUAAUCAUGGAAUCUCCCAACAUCUGAGUUCAGGGUCACGGAGACGCUCGCAGUUUUAACUCAUCACCUGAGCACCGAGUUUAUUUUUAGAAAUAUCACAUUUAAAGCAUCGAGUCAUUUGAGAGUUGACUCUUAUUGAUUUUACUCGCUCUUGGAAAGAAUUCCCAACAUUUCCUGAAAGGAUGGGAGGGUUUUUUUCCACCCGGAAUUCCAAAGAAUCAGAUUAGGUUUGAAGCCUGUUUACAGAACGCCAGUGAAGAGGGCUGAUAUACAUUAUACAUAAAGACGUCUGAGAGAAUUGUGUGACUCCUACUUUGUGUGUACAGUUUGAGGAAGAAGCACAUGUGGGUGGAAAAGUCAGGUGUCCCAGUACUUUUGGUGAUGUUGUGUAUUUUGGUUGCUCUUUCUGUGGUCGAGUAUCAGAUCAUGAUCUGUUAGGACUUGUAGUCUUUCCUGAAAGUAUUGGAACAGUGAAGCUUAUUCUUUUUGUUUAUUGUGUUUUAUCCGGUUGUUAGUUUAGCUGUGGUUUCUUCCUUUUUUUCCUCCAGGACAUUCCUUAUUGUUCUUGUGUUGGCUUUGCCCAAAGUUCAUCCCUCGUUCUUCAGCUUUAUAAUGCCCUCUCCCCAGACAGCUCUCUGGUCUAUACUUUGGUUAAACCUUUUUGAUCACCAAAUGCACAGGUCUUUACUGGUGAAACCCAAAACUCCAUCCAAGAACCAACAUUCUGAGAAACACAACACACCUGGCGAAGAAACAUGUCGGACAUGUGUUCCAAAACAGAUCUGUGAUUUUUAUCAAUCUGGUUUAUGGUAUAUUGAUCGGAACACAGAAAAUAACUGGUCUUGCUGUUUCAAUACUUUUGAUUUGGGGUGUACGUGGUGUAUAGGGGCUACAAGACAUUAAUUAUAGCCUGCGUAUAUAGCGAAUAGAACACCUCCCCCUUCUGGUGACUCAUGGAUAUUAAUUAUAUACAUGAAUAUUCAUGCACAUUUGCAUAUUAAGUACGAAAUCGACAGCCCUGGUUAUAAGAUAUUUGGUAAUAAAAAGCACAGUAAUGCGAUUCCCACGUCACUCUCAGAUUCGUUUAUGCUAAGUAUUAACACGUGUUUUUUUUUUUUUUUUUAAGACAUUUAUUUUUUUAUUCUUUUAUUGUCGUAGUUUUUGUUUAAUUCGUAUGGAAUCUGUUUGCUCGUUCGUUUGCACUGUGAACGUUCUACACGCCACAUAAUAUGCAUCUUCUCCAGUAUCGGUCUCCAGUCUGCAGUAAUAACACGCUGGAGAAUAAAAUUACUGCUAAAAAUCCGUGAAAAACAAACGUUUGGUUACGUUCAUCAAGAUAAAGUUUUUGUGAGAUGAGUCCAUGCUUUUAUGCCUCGUCAUAAGCUGGUGUCUUAUGAACCGGUUUGUUUUUAUAAAAAAUGUGUUUAGGAUUUUACGUUUUUUAAUUUUUUUAUUUAUAUUUAGUUCCUUUGACCGGGUUUAGUCGUACGGCCGAGUGCAAAAGUUUGCGCGCCUCUGUUCUUUGUGUGUGGUGUUUUUAUUUUCGAUUCCUGGUAUUCAGGGUCCUCCCACAAAAAUUAAUCAAAAAAUAUGGUAUUGUGGUAGCGAGAGCAUGUGGGAGAUGUUUUCCUGCUUCUGUGAUUCACUUGUCUGGUCAUAUGUUUGAACUUUGCCUGAUACCUAAAGCAUUGUGUUUUAUGGCUUUUGAGAGACACAUGCAUGUUCCUUUUGUUUCUAUGCAUCUUUCAGCUUCUGAAGAUUUCCUUUGCUGCCAAAUAUAUAGAUAUAUACAUUAUCGGAUGUAAAUCCUCCCUUAGCAUGAACACCUUUACACACACUAAUUUCUCAGAAAUGUCUUUCUUGUGGUGAAGUUCAUCCCAGAGCAGUUCAGAAGGAUGUUGGUGGGCAGGUGGUACCAUGAUAGAUUUCACUCCAGACGUCUGUCAGAACUCGGAUGUACGCUUCGUCUUGUUGUACGGUGAAGUCGGUUCCAAUGAGCCGCAGUCCAGACGGAACUGCAUGGUGUUGAAGUGUGGAAUAGGAGCCAUGAUGGUUCACUUUUACCUUCUGGAACCUUCCCUGCCCCAAACAACCCCAAACCAUACCUCCAUGUGAGGGUGAGGGAGUCUGAUCAUAUCUUCGGUCUUGUUCUUCUUCUUUUACAAGUUCUUCUGGUAGACACAAAAAUGUAACUUCACCAAACUUCCAUCAUUUCGCUCAUUCACUGUUUUUGACUUGUAUCUAAACGAAAGGAACAUUUCAUGUGUCUCAAAACUACAGACUGUGUGUUUACACAUAAGAACAGGCCCAAACAGGACUUCAGCAGUUAUUUAAACUCGGGUGGAUUAUUAUUAUUAUUAUUAGUAUUAUUAUUAUUAUUAUUAUUAUUGUAAGGCACUGAUUCGCUAUUUGACAAACACACAGAAUUCGAUUUCGACUUUAUCAUUCUAGUAAAUAUUCUUUCUGUCCGUUAAUGUAAAGCGAGGGGAGGGGGCGCGCUAACUUGUGCACUCGACUGUACAGGUCACUUUUUUUGUUCAGACUUCGGUCAUUCAAAACUGCUGAGUUUUCACCAAAUAAAGGGCUGAACAUCGGAGCUCUGAAGGUUCCUCUGAGAGCUCAUACUCAAGCCUAGAAACACCAAGGACACCAAAUCCUUUUCUUUCUUUUUUUUUUUUGUCAUAUUUUUUUUUUUUUUUUUUUUUUUAAUAGUAAUUUUUUGCUGUAUUUGUUUAGUAUCAGUAUCAGUGCUGUCAGUAUCAGUACAUUGUUGUUGAAUUGUUCUUUAAUAUACAAAGUGCAGCUGUGUUCUGGAAGUGUGUGUGUGUGUGUGUGUGAGAGAGAUCAGUACGGUAUGUCGAGUUGUCUCUGAAGAAAUGCAGAAUGUGAUGAAUAACAGAAUCCUGCGUUCACGCUGACGAACGGCAGAAGCAUUUUGGGGUUUUUUGGGGUUUUUUCUGCUAGAAGGAGCCAUGUUUUCUUCUCGAUUCUAUGCACAUAGUGUCCGACACCAAGCGAUAAAAUCUGGACCGAUUCCUCGGACCGGUCCUGUGGCGCUCCUGCGUUUGUGGUUCUGAAGUUUUGUCGGUUCUCCACACGAUACUUUAGUUUCCAUCUCGCAAUUACCUUCAUUAAAUACACAAAAAAAAAGUAGGGAAAAGUCUUAUAACCCCGAUUCUUCUUUAUCGUAUCACAUAAAACGUGUUCGGUGACUGUCGGUGCUUCGGUUCGCUCGUUUGUCUUCACCGAGAACGAAUCCAGACGCAACACGGAGCCGUGACGAGCGACGCACGCGACUCUUCACACAGUGUUCUGAACUUACAGUGACGAAUACACACGUAAACACACCUAGAAACGCACAACACAAACACUUAGCAGCAGCGAUUUACAGAGAGAUUUCAGUCCGAGCUCGGAAUGUUCUACACUACAGUCUGAUGUGGUAUUUUCUAUCACAAUAUAUAGAAAUAAAUUAUAUAAAAAUUAUUAAUUACAAAAUGAAGUGUAAUGUUUUAAUGAUGGAUUUUUAGCACCAGGACUCGUCUGAAACCACUUCAGUCGUCUUUUCCUUUUUUUGAUUUGAUUUUGUAUUUAUUUUUUGUUUGCAGAUUUCGUUUAUUUUGUUUUCUCCUCCUCCUUCACUCACAGCUGUGUGUGUGUGUGUGUGUGUGUGUGUGUGUGUGUGUGUGUGUGUGUGUGUGUGUGUGAUUUAACCUCCGAUCUUCCGUUUCAUUUCUUUUCACAUCUUUCAGAAGCCAUUCUGUAUCUCAUUUCUCUAUUUUUCAGCCUUUUUUUUUUUUUUUUUUUUUUUUUUUUUUAAGAAUUAAAGGAAAAACCAUCCGACUUGUAGAGCAGUUUCUGUUUCACCUUUUUUUGUUCGUUUCUGUUUUAGAAAAACAUGGAAAUGACUGUAAAAUGUUGAUCUCGCGUCUAUUUUUCACUCUAAUUCAUUGGAAUCUUGAUAUUUUGUGAAUGAUGAUGUAAUUGCUUAUUCUGUGAACACGACUAAAAAUAAACAUGCUUUUAUAUUAAAAAA
This is a messenger RNA of Silurus meridionalis, 5918 nucleotides long. RefSeq names its product zinc finger DHHC-type palmitoyltransferase 20b (gene zdhhc20b). Gene Ontology annotation, biological process: peptidyl-L-cysteine S-palmitoylation; protein targeting to membrane; synaptic vesicle maturation. Gene Ontology annotation, molecular function: protein-cysteine S-palmitoyltransferase activity. Lineage: Eukaryota; Metazoa; Chordata; Actinopteri; Siluriformes; Siluridae. The record is from RefSeq and is a predicted model, not a curated record. Gene Ontology annotation, cellular component: Golgi apparatus; endoplasmic reticulum. The transcript is spliced from 14 exons. The coding region runs from base 7 to 1119 and encodes 370 amino acids.